UCAAAUAAAUCUAAAGUAUGUUCAAGCUACAUAAUAAAUCUUCUUUGCCAAACGAUAACGGAAACAAUAACUGUAUAAUAUCUGUAUAGACUUGAAUAUGAACGGCGCGCUUUUGGUGCUAUUUGGUUUAACAGUUGUAUUUCUUUCCACAGUCGUUGCGGCUUCAUGUCCGUGUAUUUAUAGUGGUGGAUGUUACAAAACAUUCUGGGGACCAUGGUCAUCAUGGAGUUCGUGCAGUCACACCUGUGGCGGUGGUGUUAGACAAAGGUCCGCGAGAUGUAGAAAUCAUAUUUUGGUUUGGUCAAACAGUGUUGUCGAUACAAGUGUAACUAAAACCGAAAAAGGCUCAUGUGGGAUGACUUGUUUUAAUAGUGGCAGAUUUAUGGACGGAGCAUGCAGCUGUCCGCCACUUUCAACAGGAUAUUGUUGUGAAGAACUUCCGAAGUGCGAUCCAACAUGCAAGAAUAGAGGUGUUUGUAUUGCGGAUGAUAUUUGCAGAUGCCCCUCGAAUUUCUACGGACAAUUUUGUGAAAUUGGUAAUGAGUUAGAGGAACACCUGCAACCACACUUCUAUCCAGCAGUAUCUAAAGUGUACGACGUGUUAUCCUGGUACGAUGCUUCAAGCAUAUCUGGUUACAACAAGAUCUGCUACAUCAAAAUACUUGUGCAGAAUGCCUAUUUUGACACGGUGUUGACAGCUGCUAGUAGUAAAGCAGAUGACCUAUUUCUUGCAUAUGGAAACUUCACAGCAGCUCCAAUAGAUUCCGAGUCUAAAGUUAAUCACACGUCAAGGUUUGCUUGCUUGAAAGUAAGAUGCCCAGGUGUCAUGGCAACUGGUUCACCGCUGAAUGUGACUGUGGUCGUUACAGUAACAAGUCCACAAAGAAAAUGUUCUGUGAGGAAAGACCAGUCACAGAGCGAUAUCAGAAUUAUGACGGAUUUUUACGGAGGACAUGAUGCCAUCGGUGUAGAGCUAGAAGCUGGAAACAAUUACGGAGAAAUGUAUGGAAUUUAUGUUGGGGCUGGUUUCCGAGACAAAGCAGAAUAUAUUGCAAAACAAUCCUGCUUCAGCGGAAAUAGAUUCAUAGCACAUUCAAUCCAACCGGAAAGAAAUGUUCUCGCAAAGUUUGAAUGCAACUGAUCAACAACCAAGUCAGACACUGGAAUAGAAAUUAUGCAUGCAUAUAUUAAAUAAAUGUUAAAUAUGUUCAACAUUUUUUAAUGAAUUUAUUGCCAUGGCAAGGGAACAUUAUUUUUGUUAUUAUGUAACGUUAAUAACUGCUGUACUAUUGUACGAGUAUUUUCAGUUACCUGAGAUUUGCAUCCUGUAAUUGGUCAGUCAAAUAUUUUUUAAAGACUUUGAUUGUUACAUGUUCCGUUUUGUUUAGAUUAUAUCUUGUACACUUUCGAUGUGUACAACUAACAAUAGAAAUUAAUGUAUUGCAGAAGCUGGUAUAUCUGAUCUUGUAUCAUAGCUCGGUGUUUUUCUUAACAAAUUUGGUGCAGGUUAUUCGUAUACUCUGAGUACAGGGUGCGGUAACUACAAGUGUGCAGGUAUUUAACACCCGCACGCUAGUUACCGCACUGUUGGAUAGGAAAGUAUGCCAGCGUGUCUGGAACAGUAGACAGCGAAGUGUAUUUUAUUGAUUUUCUGCUCUAGCAUUGGCUUAUUUUACCUGGGCUUUACACAUUUGUAAAGCAAAGAUCUUAAGUACUCACUGAACUGCUGUAUAUGGCAUUGUGGAACGCCUACAACUACCAUAUAUGGAUGACUAAGAUACAAAACAGAAAGAACAUUAAAACUCUCGGGUACAAAUCGUUUACCUUCGAGUUUCAAUGAUCUUUCUAUUACUUAUACAGCUAUCCUUGUUGUUUCAUCAACUGUGAUUUGCGAUUUGUUAUUUCAUAGUUGCACUGUUAAUAUUUAAUUACUCAUAGUAAGAUAUAUUUCAGUAAAAAACAAUGUUUAGCGCAGUUACUUCGGACACGUAGUAAUAUUAAUGGUAUAAUUCAUAUUAAAGUCAAAGAACAUUCUUUAUUUAAAAAGUGUAGCAGUAAUCUAUUCUAAAAUCCCCCUUAUAUGACCAUUUGGUUUUCUGUAGCAAAGUUAGUUUAACACUUAGAAUUCACAGAAAGACAAAAUGGUAAAAUGAUGAUUUAGCAGUAAUAAUUUACAUGCUCUUGAUACAAGGACAGAUUUAUCAUCUCAUAUUUUCCUUUUAAUGUAUACAUUAAUUAUACUACAAAUUUUGCGUACUGUUGUUUAAACAUAUCUUCAAUCACACAUAUGUCUCCAUAAAAAAGAUACUGAUA
Mercenaria mercenaria is the source of this 2313-nucleotide messenger RNA. RefSeq lists its product as uncharacterized. The transcript has 6 exons. Lineage: Eukaryota; Metazoa; Mollusca; Bivalvia; Venerida; Veneridae. The coding region runs from base 98 to 1141 and encodes 347 amino acids. The record is from RefSeq and is a predicted model, not a curated record.